UUUUUUCAUUUUUAUAUUAUAAAUUUUAUCGUAUUUUUUAAUUUCAUUCAUUGACAAAUUUCGUAAUUUACAUUCGAAGGAAACUUCCUUAUCUUUUCUUUUUUUUUUUUCAUGUGGGAUAGAGGGUUGUUAAGUUUUGUCUAGGAUAUACAUGGUUCUGUUCAGAAAGAAUUGUUUUAGUUUAAUCUUGUAUAAAAUUAUUGUGCAAAAUUAUCAUAGUAAACACUCGGUAUAACCAACAAUUGAGUUCAUUUAUCUGCAAUAAACGUUGUAUUUUUUAGAUAAAUAAAUAAGAUAAUAAUAUUUUUAAAAAAAUGUAUGAGGACGAUAAUAUCAUUUGUUAACAAGAAGUUUUGAUCAUGACAACAGUGAAAGUUCAUGGCGGAGUAGAUAUACUACGGCUACCUGUUAAUGAAAAGGAGCAUGUCUUUCCACCAUGGCAAAUAAAAUAUACUCAAUCUCAUAUACUUCAUUCAAAAUGUUCAAAAAGCGAAAAUGGUUGCGGUGACCAAGAUGACACAACAGCAUGUCAAUUUUGCAUAUAUAGUAAAACAUUAGACCUGCCACAUAUGCCCGAUAUGGUAUUUCCAAAUAACAUAUUAACUUUGAAACACCGAACUGGAGCUAUCUUGCAGUUUAAUGCACUUGAUGCAUUAAAAUAUGUUUCCAAUGGCAAAAUCAAUGUACAACUUGCAUGUGCCGAAGCAUGGAAAGAAUCAAGAUUAGAAAGCAGCGAAUUUUUGGAAGAAAAAGUUAAACCAUUUGAUUGGACCUUUACAACCAAUUAUACUGGUACAAUAUCUGGAUUUCAUUUGGAAGAAACUAACGAAAGAAUUGAUUUAGAUAAAUUAAAGAGAAGAGAGAAAAUUAGGUUUUAUCAUGAUUUGACACUUUUUGAAGAUGAACUACAUGAUAAUGGUAUUGCUGUAUGUUCAGUUAAAAUUCGUGUAAUGCCUACAAGUUUCUUCAUUCUUCUGCGUUAUUUUUUGAGAAUUGACAAUGUUAUGUUAAGAAUAAAAGAUACUCGUAUCUAUCACGAAUUUGGACAAAAUUUUCUGUUAAGAGAAUUCACUACUCGAGAAGCCAAAGUUGAAGAUAUUCAUGUAUCUCCAGUUUUGUUCAUAGAACCAAGUGAUAUAGCACCUCACCUGCCAAUAAUCGAAAGUUAUUAUCAUAAAUUGAUUGUUUCGUCGAGAGAAGAAGAAACUGAAAUAAAAGAUGGAGUGUCAACAUCCGUUGAUAACACAACAGAUACUACUGUUACUUAAAGAUUAUCUGAAAAGAAACAAAAAAAAAAAAAGAAAUAAAGAGGAAAUACAACAUUCGAUCACAAAUUAAUAAAUUAAAGUUAAUGAGCUAAAAACUUGCACGCGUUUUGCAUUAAAAAGAAAAAAAGAAGAAAAAAAACCAGAAGAAGAAAUUAAAUUUUUUAAAAUAUAAUACUUCUCGCAAAGUAUAUAUAUAUAUAUAUAUAGGAUAUUAAUUUUAUAUAAUAAAUUAUUUGCUUGAAAAUUGAAUUGCAGUUGUAGCACAGAAGAAAAAUAAUAAAAAAAAAAAAUUAAAAAAAAAUAAAAAAACACAAGUUUAUAAUUGCUACGUCAGAGAUGUGCAAUGUAAAACAAACGUAAUAAUACAACCCAAAUGUUAAAAAUAAUAGUUUUUUGUUUCUUUAAUCUGCAAAUAAAGUUAUUUAACGUAAAAAUGAUUAAAAAAAAAAAAAAAAAACAUAUUUGUAGUGUAAAUUAUUACUGCAAUAUCUAACGUUGUUCUAUAUAUUCGUAUCCAUUUAGUUUAUUAUCAAGAGAAAGUCAUUAUCAAAGAAGAGAUAAUUAAAUUUAUCUAUUUCUGGUAAGAUACAAUAGAAAUAUAUAACUCGACAAUAAUGAAUCCCAUACAUUAAUAGUCAUAUAUAUUUGAUUUUUUUAGAUGACCAUCUAUAAAAAAAACUCUGGAUACAAAUAGUUUGAUAAGACAACGAUAUAAUAACAUCUAAAACACACACUCUCUCUCUCUCUUUCUCUCUCUCUCUCUCUCUCCAAUGUUGAAUGAAAUUUCAUAUGAAAUACAAUGGUACAGAUUGUGUAACGAAUCGACGAUACUCUUACUAUGAUCGUGUGUAUUCAUAAAAAAAACAAACGAUACCGAUAAUAAAAUUCUUGCAUUUGUAGACAUUGAA
Polistes dominula (European paper wasp) is the source of this 2176-nucleotide messenger RNA. Its product is annotated as TIP41-like protein. The record is from RefSeq and is a predicted model, not a curated record. Lineage: Eukaryota; Metazoa; Arthropoda; Insecta; Hymenoptera; Vespidae. Gene Ontology annotation, biological process: TOR signaling. Gene Ontology annotation, cellular component: cytosol.